This is a messenger RNA of Patella vulgata (common limpet), 1328 nucleotides long. RefSeq names its product 26S proteasome non-ATPase regulatory subunit 6. The transcript has 8 exons. Gene Ontology annotation, cellular component: proteasome regulatory particle. Bases 45 to 1214 code for a protein of 389 amino acids. Gene Ontology annotation, biological process: proteasome-mediated ubiquitin-dependent protein catabolic process. Lineage: Eukaryota; Metazoa; Mollusca; Gastropoda; Patellidae. The record is from RefSeq and is a predicted model, not a curated record.
AUUUUACAGUUCCGCAGUGGAUUUUGUGACGUCACUCAAGCAACAUGCCGGUGGAAAAUUUGGAAGAAGAAGGGUUAGCAAAAAAUCCAAAUUUAGAGUAUUCUCAGUGGAAAUAUUUACUCGGAACAGAUAAACAUAAGAAUGACAGUGAACUCAAGAAGACACUUUUGGAUGCUAUCAAAUCCGAUAGUAUGGCCACAUGGUAUGAGGAAGUGUGUAAGGAUUUGGGAUGGAAAGUUGAUACCAAACUGUUGAAAGACAUGAAAUCGGCAAAUGAAGCUGAACUCAAGAAACUAGAUGCAGAAAUUGAGGAUGCUGAAAAGAACAUGGGAGAAACAGAAAUAAGAGACUCAAUGUUAAAGAAAGCAGAAUUUUUGUGUAAAGUUGGUGACAAGGAGGCAGCACUAAGUCAAUUUCGUAAAACAUACGAGAAAACUGUGUCUUUAGGUUAUAGAUUAGAUCUAGUCUUUCAUCUUAUUCGACUUGGACUUUUUUAUAUGGAUCAUGAUUUGAUCACCAAAAAUCUAGAAAAAGCACAGAGUUUAAUUGAUGAAGGUGGUGAUUGGGAUAGAAGGAACAGAUUAAAAGUCUAUCGUGGUGUAUACAGUAUGUCUAUUAGAGAAUUUAAAACAGCUGCUAAUCUAUUUCUGGACACAGUUGCAACAUUCACAUCAUAUGAAUUGAUGGAUUAUCAAAAAUUUGUCACAUAUACAGUGCUUUGUAGUGUUAUUGCCUUGGAACGACCAGUCUUAAGGGAAAAGGUAGUGAAAGGUUCUGAAAUAUUAGAAGUAUUACACAGUCUACCUAAAAUACGACAAUAUCUCUUCUCUAUAUAUGAUUGUAGAUACGAAGAAUUCUUCAGGUCAUUGUCUGAAGUAGAAGAUUUAAUGAAAGCAGAUAGAUUGAUUGUACCACAUUAUAGAUAUUAUGUACGAGAAAUGAGAAUUCUAGCCUAUGCCCAGCUGUUGGAAUCAUAUCGUAGUUUAACAUUAGAAUAUAUGGCAGGUGCUUUUGGUGUAACAGUAGAAUUUAUAGAUCAAGAAUUAGCACGCUUUAUAGCUGCAGGACGAUUACAUUGUAAAGUAGAUAAAGUUGGUGGUAUCGUAGAAACUAACCGACCUGACAGUAAAAACUGGCAAUAUCAGUCUACCAUCAAACAAGGAGAUAUUUUAUUGAAUCGUGUACAGAAACUAAGCCGUGUUAUCAAUAUUUGAAUAAUAAGACAUUUCUUUACUUACUGUUAUCAUAUAUAUACAUAGAAUUCUCCUCAUUCAUCAUAAAUUAUCUUGGUCCACUACAUUUAUUUGUAAUAAACAUGUUUCAAUUUC